Molecule: messenger RNA, 1361 nt
Organism: Ricinus communis (castor bean)
Lineage: Eukaryota; Viridiplantae; Streptophyta; Magnoliopsida; Malpighiales; Euphorbiaceae
Product: 14-3-3-like protein A
Exons: 5
Coding region: 179-973 (264 amino acids)
Biological process (GO): signal transduction
Cellular component (GO): cytoplasm
Source: RefSeq, a predicted model, not a curated record
UUUUCACCUCUCUAUUGGACCCCUCUCUUCUUUCUCUUUCAUUUCCUUGUUUCUUUCUUUUUAUAGUCUCUCCCAUUCUCUCCUUCGUUUCUUCGACCUUUUGCUUAUUAGAAAACACACGCCCGGCCUCUAUCAGUUCACCUAAUUAAAGUUAUUUUUUUAGUUUGAUAUAGCAAGGAUGUCGCCCACUGAAUCAACACGUGAGGAAAAUGUCUACAUGGCUAAGUUGGCUGAGCAGGCAGAACGUUAUGAGGAAAUGGUGGAGUUCAUGGAGAAGGUUGCAAAGACUGUCGAUGUUGAGGAGCUAACAGUUGAGGAAAGGAAUCUUCUCUCUGUGGCUUACAAAAAUGUUAUUGGAGCUAGGAGGGCUUCAUGGAGGAUUAUCUCUUCCAUUGAGCAGAAGGAAGAGAGCAGGGGAAAUGAGGAUCAUGUUGUAAUUAUUAAGGAGUACAGGGGUAAGAUUGAAUCAGAGCUGAGCAAGAUCUGUGAUGGGAUCUUGAGCCUCCUUGAGUCACAUCUCAUUCCCUCAGCCUCUUCUGCCGAGUCUAAGGUAUUUUACCUCAAGAUGAAGGGUGAUUACCACAGGUAUCUUGCAGAGUUUAAGACGGGGGCUGAGAGGAAGGAAGCUGCUGAGAGCACUUUGUUGGCUUACAAGUCUGCUCAGGAUAUUGCUCUUGCUGAUCUUGCUCCUACUCAUCCAAUAAGACUCGGACUUGCCCUUAACUUCUCUGUGUUUUACUAUGAGAUCCUCAACUCACCUGACCGUGCUUGCAAUCUUGCAAAGCAGGCGUUUGAUGAGGCGAUUUCCGAAUUGGAUACAUUGGGCGAGGAAUCUUACAAGGACAGUACAUUGAUCAUGCAACUUCUCCGGGACAAUCUGACACUUUGGACCUCUGAUAUCACGGAUGAUGCUGGCGAUGAUAUCAAGGAGGCAUCAAAACGUGAGUCAGGCGAGGGACAGCAGCAGCAGUGAUGAGUUGAUUUUUAUAGGAUGUCUACUUUGUACUUCUCUUAUCUUGUGACCUCUGCGUAGAUGCCACUGUGGCUGUUGUAGCUGGUGGUUGCUUAAUGAAUUUGGUGAACCUUGGGUGUUGACAACACUUAGGAUUCAAAUGUUCCAAUCCAACAGAUUAUCAGAGCUUCUGUUAUUGAUGUUUAGAAUGCAAGUUGGUAUUCUCCGUCGCUUUACCAAUGUGUUAGCAUGGAAACUAGGUGUUCCAUUUUUUUCCAAGUUACAUAAUUUACAAGAAAUUGUUGGGUGUUAUUGUUGUCAUCCUUCAUCUUUUUCUCUUUUAUGCUGAAGUAUUGGAAUAAUAAUUACUGCUUUGGGAGAAAACCACAAAAGAGGCCUCCUAUUCCUA